This is a messenger RNA of Choloepus didactylus (southern two-toed sloth), 2169 nucleotides long. RefSeq names its product monooxygenase DBH like 1 (gene MOXD1). The coding region runs from base 1 to 1842 and encodes 613 amino acids. The transcript is spliced from 12 exons. Gene Ontology annotation, molecular function: copper ion binding; dopamine beta-monooxygenase activity. Gene Ontology annotation, biological process: dopamine catabolic process; octopamine biosynthetic process; norepinephrine biosynthetic process. Lineage: Eukaryota; Metazoa; Chordata; Mammalia; Pilosa; Megalonychidae. Gene Ontology annotation, cellular component: secretory granule membrane. The record is from RefSeq and is a predicted model, not a curated record.
AUGUGCCGCUGGCCGCUGCUCCUGCUGUGGGGGCUGCUCCGCGGGGCGGCCGCGGGGGGCUCGGGCAGGCCCUUCCCGCACCGCACCGCGCUGGACUCGGAGGACAAGUACUGGCUGAGCUGGGGCCGCCGGGGCACCCGGCUCGCCGUCCGCCUCGAGGUGCGCACGGCCGGCUACGUGGGCUUCGGCUUCUCGCCCACCGGGGGCAUGGCCGCGGCGGACAUCGUCGUGGGCGGGGUUGCCCACGGGCGGUCCUACCUCCAGGAUUAUUUUACAGAUUCAAAUAGAGAGUUGAAAAAGGAUGCACAGCAAGAUUACCACUUAGAAUAUGCCAUGGAAAAUAGUACACACACAGUAAUUGAGUUUACGAGAGAGCUGCAUACUUGUGACAUCAAUGACAAGAGUAUAUCGGAGAGCACAGUGAGGGUGAUCUGGGCCUUCCACCAUGAGGACUUGGAGGCAGCCAGCCCCCAGUACCAUGGAUCCAACAGGGGCACCAAAAGCCUGCGCCUCUUGAAUCCUGAGAAAACCAAUGUGCUGUCUACAGCCUUACAGUUCUUUGACCUGGUAAAUCAAGACGUCCCCAUCCCAAACAAAGGGACAACAUAUUGGUGCCAAAUGUUUAAGAUUCCUGUUUUCCAGGAAAAGCAUCAUGUAAUAAAGGUUGAGCCGGUGAUCCAGAGAGGCCACGAGAGUCUGAUCCAUCACAUCCUGCUCUACCAGUGCAGCAGCAGCUUUAACGACAGCGUCCUGGACUAUGGCCACGAGUGCUACCACCCAAACAUGCCCGACGCGUUCCUCACCUGCGAAACCGUUAUUUUUGCCUGGGCCAUCGGUGGAGAGGGUUUUUCCUAUCCAGCUCAUGUGGGAUUAUCCUUCGGAACUCCGUUAGAUCCUUGCUAUGUGCUCCUGGAAGUCCAUUAUGACAAUCCAAACUAUAAGGAAGGCUUGAUCGAUAAUUCUGGACUGAGGUUAUUUCACACGACCGAUUUGAGGAAAUACGAUGCCGGGGUGAUUGAGGCUGGCCUCUGGGUCAGCCUCUUCCAUACCAUCCCCCCAGGGAUGCCUGAGUUCCGGUCUGAGGGCCACUGCACCCUGGAGUGCCUGGAAGAGGCCCUGGAAGCUGAGAAGCCCAGUGGCAUCCGCGUGUUUGCUGUCCUUCUCCACGCUCACCUGGCAGGCAGAGGCAUCCGGCUGCGGCACUUUCGCAAAGGGGAAGAGAUGAAAUUGCUGGCCUAUGAUGAUGACUUUGACUUCAAUUUCCAGGAGUUCCAGUAUCUGAAGGAAGAACAAACAAUUUUACCAGGAGAUAACUUAAUUACUGAGUGUCGCUACAACACAAAAGAUAGAGCACGGAUGACUUGGGGAGGACUAAGCACCAGGAAUGAAAUGUGUCUCUCAUACCUUCUUUAUUAUCCAAGAAUUAAUCUUACUCGAUGUGCAAGUAUUCCAGACAUUAUGGAACAACUUCAGUUCAUUGGUGUUAAGGAGAUCUACAGGCCAGUCACGACCUGGCCUUUCAUAAUCAAAAGCCCCAAGCAGUAUAAAAACCUUUCUUUCAUGGAUGCAAUGAAUAAGUUUAAAUGGACUAAAAAGGAAGGUCUCGCCUUCAAUAAGCUUGUCCUUGGGCUGCCCGUGAACGUGAGAUGUUCCAAGACUGACAAUGCGGAGUGGUCGAUCCAGGGAAUGACAGGCUUGCCUCCAGACGUGGGAAGACCAUAUAAAGCAGAGCCUCUGGUGUGCGGCACAUCCUCUGCCUCCUUUCUGCACAGAAACUUCUCCCUCAAGUUGCUGGUGUGCACUGUGGGGCUCAGUUGCCUGCUGAGCAGCAAGCGCUUGUGAUCCUGCUCCUGUUGUACAGAGUGAUGAUGUUUUCUGGAACCUGAACUUAUCACUUAAAGUGCUAAGUGGCUGUGUCCACUUCAGGCUUGAAGGGAGUUGAGGUUUUCCUUUCGCACACUCCCUCCCCCUUCUCCUUACUUCCCUCUUGUCUACCCCAGAGAUGUCCAUCAGCUCUCUUCUUUCCCUCAGGAAUGUCUGAUGUAAUGUACGGAUGGCCAAUCAAGCAAAACUGGCCUGGCUUGACAUCACCUUUUACGAAAAUUGGACAAGAUCAAGAGGAAGUGAAAUGAUAAUUUCCUUCCACAUUGCUUUAUUUAAACAUUCAUU